This is a messenger RNA of Brassica napus (rape), 812 nucleotides long. RefSeq names its product oleosin Ara h 15.0101. Gene Ontology annotation, biological process: lipid storage. Bases 154 to 594 code for a protein of 146 amino acids. Lineage: Eukaryota; Viridiplantae; Streptophyta; Magnoliopsida; Brassicales; Brassicaceae. The record is from RefSeq and is a predicted model, not a curated record. The transcript has a single exon. Gene Ontology annotation, cellular component: membrane; monolayer-surrounded lipid storage body.
GCUCUAUUGACUAACUGUCCACUUCACACGCGCACAUAUCCCGCUUCAUCGUUCGCCAAGCCUCUCCUUUUACCUCUCCCAUUAUAUAUUCCUCAGCUCUCAUUCUUCACAAAUCGCAAAAUAGCAUAAACAAACAAAACAGAAAAAGAGAAAAUGGCGGAUCUUCAUCAACAACAUCAGCAACCAAUGACGAGAAAUCUCCACGAAUCAUCAUCCUCACCAUCGACACGGCAAACCGUGAGAUUCCUAACGGCGGCGACGAUCGGCAUGUCACUGCUCGUGCUCUCGGGAUUAACGCUCACCGGAACCGUGAUCGGUCUAGUCGUAGCGACGCCGUUGAUGGUUCUUUUUAGCCCCGUGCUUGUGCCUGCGGUGAUAACAAUGUGCCUUUUGACAGCGGGAUUCUUGUUUUCCGGUGGCUGUGGGGUGGCGGCAGCGACGGCUUUAUCGUGGAUCUAUAGGUACGUCACCGGAAAACAUCCCAUGGGAGCGGAUAAAGUGGAUUACGCGAGGAUGAUGAUUUCGGAGAAGGCUAAAGAGUUGGGACAUUAUGCUCAGCCCCAAACGGACCAAACCACAACAGCUCCUUAUUAGUCAAUAAAUGCUAUAUAGAUCUAUGCAACUUCUAAUUUGUGUUCAAUUUUGGAUUUUUUUUAUGGUUUCAGCUCGCCACCUUAACUUUUCUUUUAAUGUUUUAACUUAUCCUACGAAUGCGUUUUUCUUUCUUUCUUUAAGCCUACGUACUGGCCAUCUGUUUGGGACAAAAUAGAUAUGAUCUUCUUGGAUAAAUAUAUGAAGUUUCUUCCAGAUGA